AUGCGCUGUUUCGUCGUCCCUUCCAACCCAGCCGUCGAUGUGACCCAGGGCCUCUAUCGGCGCUUCAACUCCGCUGUAAAGGCCGCCAACCCCGCCAUCAAAACCCUCCUCUCCAUCAGCGGCUAUGUCGACGUUUUUGACAACAACGUUAUCGGCAACGCCUCCUCCUCCCCGUCCUCCCGCUCUGCCUUUAUUCAAUCCGCGAUCGCCCUCGCCCGCACGUACAGCUUUGACGGCCUGGAUGUCUACUGGAAGUACACAACUGGCAACGCCACCCUGGUCUCCGCCCUGCUCACGGAUUUCCGGGCGGCGAUCGAAUCCGAAGCUGCCGCCUCUGGGAAAUCGAAGCUUCUGCUUUCUGCGGCAAUUCCUGCCUACGGGCAGACUGAAGGUCUAUCCUAUGACGCCCCGACGCUUAACAAAACACUGGAUUUUGUGAAUUUUAAGACUUACGAUCUGUCUGGGUGGAGGACCCUCAUGCACACUGCUCUGGAGGACCCGAGCAACCCCCAGAAGAGCAUCAAGGGUGCCAUGGCUGCCUUGGUGUCCCGAGGCUUGGCCCCAAGCAAGGCCAUGAAACCUGGUAUCCUCUAUUACAAGGAAAUCGAACAGCUGGUAACCACUGGAGGUUACACAGCUAAGCUCGACGCCCCAACAUUCUCUAUGUAUGCAGUGAAGGGUGACCAGUGGGUUGGUUACGACGACCCUUCCACCAUCACCACCAAGGUUCAGUUUGCCAAGGCGCAAGGCUAUGGAGGGUGGUUCUUCUGGGAACUGAGCCAGGAUGCCAAUUAUGCUCUGCUCAAUGCUGCAGUAGCUGCAUGA
This is a messenger RNA of Closterium sp. NIES-65, 825 nucleotides long. The record is from the annotation of a GenBank genome assembly. Lineage: Eukaryota; Viridiplantae; Streptophyta; Zygnematophyceae; Desmidiales; Closteriaceae.